AUGAGUGCUACCGGCGAUAAUCACGUUCACUUGCUGGAACCCAUAUACAAGGGUGAAGUGUGUGCGCGAACGCUCUGCCUUCUUUCCGAUAGCCCCACAAGCUCACAAAAGCAGGAAAGCUUCACUGGGUCGCAGAGUGGACAAUCGUUGACCGCACUUCGUGAAACCCGCAGUAAAUUUAACAAUCACGCACGCAAGAUCAGUCAAGGAUUUUCUGCAAUAGUUAUGCAAAGAGAAGUCAAACAGCUUUCACCCAUUGCGACAGCUCGGCAGAGUGAGAUCAAGAAGUGCUUGCAGGCUAACAAACGUGCUGAAUCACUGCAAACUCUGAUGAGCGUUUACAAGACCGCAAGUGUAGUGGCGACAGCCGCAACAAACGAAGCAGUGAAGCAGUCGACUUUGACAGUAAGAACUCGAGAAACGGAUUCAAAGCACUUCGACGGGGGCAAAAACAACUCAAAAGCUGAUGUACUCGGAGCUUCGGCUAGCAUACUAUCGUCAACUGUUUCAGAAGUCAAGGCGUCCAAGGUAACUGCAAUGAAGGAUCUUAUUGCAAAGCAUUCUUCAUCUGUCCAAGCAGCAAAGUCUCGAAACGUUCAAAAAAAUUCACUUAUGAAAGUCGCAUCGCAAAGUGCCCCCGAGUCUAGAAAGAGGUCACAACCCGCAACAAAAUCUGAAAGCAGCAGUGCUUUCUGUAAGAAAGUUCGACCCCUCGAGCAAAAGUCGAUGCCGGAUGGCAGUCGAACAACCUUGUUUGACUUUUUUCAGCAACAACAAUAA
Molecule: messenger RNA, 780 nt
Organism: Peronospora farinosa
Lineage: Eukaryota; Oomycota; Peronosporomycetes; Peronosporales; Peronosporaceae
Source: the annotation of a GenBank genome assembly